UUCUGUUCCCACUUCCUUCCCUCUCCUUUUACCUACAGGAACCCAGAAAAACCUCCAGAGAUGCUGCUGCUGCUGCUGCUGCGGUUCCUGGCCCUGCUGUGGGCAGGGUCUGUGGCUGAGAGUCCAGGAUUCCUGCUGUCUGUGCAGAAGUCUGUGACGGUGCAGGAGGCCCUGUGUGUCUCUGUGCCCUGCACCUUCUCCUACCCCCAGGAUGGCUGGAUCAAGUCUACCCCAGCUUACGGCUACUGGUUCCGGGAAGGAGCCAACACAGACCGGGAUCCUCCUGUGGCCACAAACAACCCCAAUCAUAGUGCACAACAGGAGACCCAAGGCCGAUUCCACCUCAUCAGGAAUCCUCAGACCGGCGACUGCUCCCUGCUCAUCAGAGACACACAGAGAGGGGACACUGGGACAUACGUUUUCAGAGUAGAGCGAGGGCCCUAUCUGAAACAUGAUUACACACAUAACCAGAUCUCUGUUCAUGUGACAGAUAAGAAACAGGGACAAGAUCUGGUGCCUGACAUCCACAUCCAGGGAACCCUCAAAUCUGGCCAACCCAAAAACAUUACCUGUGCAUUGUCAUGGACCUGUGACAGAGGGACACCCAUCUUCUCCUGGAUGGGGGCCAACUGCACUCCCCUGGGUACCAGCACUUCCAACUACUCAGUGGUCACCCUCACACCAGGGCCCCAGCACCAUGGCACCAACCUCACCUGUCAGGUGGCCUUGGGGGGUGGUAAGAUUGAGAACACCAUCAAGCUCAACAUGACCUAUACUCCAUGGACUCUGACCAAACGCAUGUUCCAGGAAAAUAGCACAGGUGUUUCUGGUACCUCCCACCAAGUCUGUGGGGAGCAGCAGGGCUCCUGGCCCCUGGUCAUCACCCAGAUCAGAGGGGCUGUCAUGGGAGCUGGCUUCCUUCUCACCUAUGGCCUCACCUGGCUCCACUACACCAAGUUUAAAGGCUCCCUAGUGGAAGAAGCUGCAAGGGGAGCCUGAGCCCUGUUCUGGAGGUGGUGUGGGGGUCUGGGCUCCAGAGCCUUAGCCGGUGGGGAAGGAUCGAUCUCACCAUUGUGUCCCAUUCAGAAAUCACCCUUCACCUCUGGUUCCCUGGACUCUUUCUGGUAGCUCCAUUUCAGUGGAUGGAGGGCCAGUGGGAGCUGGAUAAAGAUGUCAGUAUUAAUUUGAAUUUCUUAG
Molecule: messenger RNA, 1197 nt
Organism: Phyllostomus hastatus (greater spear-nosed bat)
Lineage: Eukaryota; Metazoa; Chordata; Mammalia; Chiroptera; Phyllostomidae
Product: sialic acid-binding Ig-like lectin 14
Exons: 6
Coding region: 61-999 (312 amino acids)
Biological process (GO): cell adhesion
Cellular component (GO): plasma membrane
Molecular function (GO): sialic acid binding
Source: RefSeq, a predicted model, not a curated record